CCUCCCAUUUCUAUUCAGUAAUAAUUCAACAUUGAAAAUGUCCUUCGUGGGGGAAAAUUCAGGAGUGAAAGUGGACUCUAAAGGCUGGGGAAAAGAUGACCCCCAGUGCUGCUCAGAAGACAUGGAUGGGAACUCCCUGGAACAAGACUCGAGCUUCUCCUCCAUAAAUUAUUCCCACUCAGGUGCAAAAUUGAAGCCCAAAGGGCCAGAAAAAUUCAUCAUUUCUGACUGGUUUCAAAAUGUGUUGGUCUUGGAUGAUCAGAUCCUCAGGGCAGUUCCAAGAAAAACCAACAUACAUCCAGCGAUCUUCUCUGUAUUGGCCUCACAUUCGAUCCAAGCCAGUGAGAAGAAAGGAAACCCUAUUUUCUUGGCUGUAUCUGAAGGAAAACUCUGUCUCUGCUGUGACUAUGACAAAAAACAGAAACAUCCAACCCUCCAGCUGAAGAAGCAGAAUCUUACCAGCCUUAGCACCAAGAAGGAACCAGAAUGUCGGCCCUUCAUCUUUUAUAGGAAAAAGGUGGGUUCAAGAAACACACUGGAGUCAGCUGCUCAUCCCAAGUGGUUCAUCUGCACGUCCUACACACCCAGAGAACCUGUUAGUGUGACGGAUAAAGUUGGAGAAUCAAAACCCAUUGAGUUUUCAUUUGAUCCUCCUCCAAAAGCUGAAAUGAACCCCAGUGAGAUCAUUGAUUAGAAAACUACACCCUUGGGACCAGCAG
Tupaia belangeri chinensis (Chinese tree shrew) is the source of this 719-nucleotide messenger RNA. It is a transcript of the gene IL37, whose product is annotated as interleukin 37. The record is from RefSeq and is a predicted model, not a curated record. Gene Ontology annotation, cellular component: nucleoplasm. Gene Ontology annotation, biological process: inflammatory response to antigenic stimulus; cytokine-mediated signaling pathway; positive regulation of gene expression. Gene Ontology annotation, molecular function: cytokine activity. Bases 38 to 694 code for a protein of 218 amino acids. NCBI's taxonomy places the organism in Eukaryota, Metazoa, Chordata, Mammalia, Scandentia, Tupaiidae. The transcript has 5 exons.